This is a messenger RNA of Oncorhynchus nerka (sockeye salmon), 5734 nucleotides long. RefSeq names its product ELL-associated factor 1-like. Gene Ontology annotation, molecular function: transcription elongation factor activity. The transcript is spliced from 6 exons. Gene Ontology annotation, cellular component: super elongation complex. Gene Ontology annotation, biological process: transcription elongation by RNA polymerase II; regulation of DNA-templated transcription. The record is from RefSeq and is a predicted model, not a curated record. Bases 263 to 1060 code for a protein of 265 amino acids. Lineage: Eukaryota; Metazoa; Chordata; Actinopteri; Salmoniformes; Salmonidae.
AUAGAUAAUAAUACAUUGUUACUAAUUCUAAUGUACUAAAUAUGCUGAUUUGUGGGUGUUUAUUUAGGGGUCAACCCAAUUAUGGUGUUCAGAUCCUAUCGGUGACAUUUCAGCACUGGAACAAAACAGGAAAAGGAGUGUAUGGAUUGUUUCGCUAAAAAUCUUAGCUAGCUGCACAGCUAGCUAAAGUAUCUAAUCAUCAUUACAUUUUUUAACGCAGCAUAAUUUAAAUAAAUGUGAAUAUUAAACUUCCAGCAGAGUCAUGAAUGGGAGUACAAAUCCGCUCUUGGACAAAGAAGAACAUGUUUUAAAGCUCGGAGAGAGCUUUGAGAAGAGGCCAAAAUCGUCAUUUCACACCAUCAGAUAUGAUUUCAAACCAGCUUCAAUUGACACAAGCUGCGAAGGAGAGUUGCAAGUCGGUAAAGGAGAGGAAGUCACCAUCACAUUACCUCACAUUCCAGGCUCUACACCACCCAUGACAGUAUUCAAAGGAAAUAAGCGGCCAUAUCAGAAAGACUGUGUUCUUAUCAUCAAUCAUGACACUGGGGAGUACAUGCUGGAGAAGUUGAGCAGCAGUAUCCAGGUCAAGAAAACCAGAGCGGAGGGCAGCAGUAAGAUCCAGGCCAGGAUUGAGCAGCAGUCGGUGCGUGCCACUGCCACCCAGCCUCCAGCGCAGUUCCGUGCCCCCACUAAGCCUGGUGCAGGGGCCAAGACCUCCCCCUCCCCUUCCAAGGACAACCCCUCCCCUGAGCCCCAACUAGAUGACAUCAAGAGAGAGCUGCGAGCGGAGGUGGAGGUUAUUGAACAAAUGAGCAGCAGUAGCGGCAGCAGCUCAUCUGACUCUGGUAGUGGGGACGACAGCUCCAGCAGUGAUGGGGAGCAUGACGCCCCUCACCCCCAACCUGUCCCACUCCCUCUCCCCCAGAUCCAGCCCUCCCCCAACCGUAAUCCCAUGGCCAACGGAGGAGCAGACAGGGAACAGGGCAGCAACCAGCUGAUGAACACGCUCAGGAACGACCUCCAGUUGAGUGAGUCAGGCAGCGACAGUGACGACGACUGAACUGCCCCCAUCUACCUCUCAUUAUCACACCAUCUUGCUCUCCUCUUUCUUCUCCUUGCCUGGUUCUGUUGUUUUGCUGCUGUGGCAACCGACCCAACUGUAAAGUCUGGUUUUAUUGUAUUUUUUUAUAUCUCUUGAGAAACCGGCCAACCUUGAGAUUUAAUAGUGUAUUUUUUUGAUUAGCUGUAUAUUUUGUUUUGUAUUUUUAAAUCCUUUUACAUAUGAAAACAUGCUAAAGAAUAUAUAUUAGAAUGCAUAUAUAUAUAUAGAGCUCCUAGUUGUAUCAACUUGUAUCACAAGUCUUUGUUGUUUUCUUGUUUCUUCACAAGGGGAGGGGCUUAUUUGGACUAUAUCACCCCCAUCUUCCCUAUUUAUCUGGAAAUCAAAAGAAGGCACUGAAAGCAUUUCACCCAUUCCAUGUUUUUAUCAGAAUCAUGACACUUUCAAAAUCAGUCUUUCAAGAGGCCAGGAUGCAGCUCACAUCAAUUUUAAGCUAUAGAGGAUACUAAAGAACGUACUCAUAUUUUUCAUGUAAAAUCAGUUUCAAUUGACCACUUACUAAAGUGUUUAGCUGGAAUAUUGACCUGUUCUGGUGAACAGGUAAAUAUCAGUAACAGGUAAAUGGUAGUAAAUGAGCCUGGGUCAAUCCUUUACAUGUCAAAGCACUUUAGUUGAAUUGUAAUAUCAUAACUUUCAGCAGUUUCCACCUAAAAUAUUUUGCAUUGCUUUAACAGCACCUGUCUGACCUAACAGUUAAAUGCAACUAACAACCAGUAUUUACGAGUUCAUCAUACCCUUUAUAGCUAAUAUUCUACUAUUUCCACAUCUAUCAUUUGACUUUCUGAUUCUGUCUCACUCAAUAGCUAGAUUGCCAUCCAUUUGGUGACAGAUUUUCAUGCGAACAUUCUAAAAUCUGCAUUAAAACAACAUGUGCAUAUUCCCACCAGAUAUGUUUCCAUCAAAUCGAUGUGUUGCGGAUAACAGUAUGUGUGUGAUGACGUAGUGUACAUAAAUACACGUUUAAUGGGUUUCCAUCGCAUUUUAAACUACUCAUGUUGCGUUAUAUUGCGAAUCUCUGGUCUUUGCACGUGCGCUCUAGCCAACAGCUCAUAGGUAGGCUAGUCUACAUGAUGAGAUUAUUAUGGAUAAAGCGUGAUUAUCUUUUAUUUGUCAAGCGGCAGCCUAGCAUCGAUCAUCAUGUCACCAGAAUAAGACUCUCGAUAUUUAUCGGAAAGGCUCAUCACCGUGCACUUUCACCACCAUGUAAAGUUUAUCAUCAUUUAUUUCAUAUAGCCUAAUAAACUGCAUGCUUUCCGUAGUCGUAGUGGAAGGACCACACAAUAUCAUCACGACUCCACAUUUAUUUCAUAUAGCCUAAUAAACUGCAUGCUUUCCGUAGUCGUAGUGGAAGGACCACACAAUAUCAUCACGACUCUACAUUUAUUUCAUAUAGCCUAAUAAACUGCAUGCUUUCCGUAGUCGUAGUGGAAGGACCACACAAUAUCAUCACGACUCCACAUUUAUUUCAUAUAGCCUAAUAAACUGCAUGCUUUCCGUAGUCGUAGUGGAAGGACCACACAAUAUCAUCACGACUCCACAUUUAUUUCGAUAUGAUAGUUAUAUCAAUAUUGGCACAUGAAGGCGUUUCCACUGCCAUUUCUCACAUUAUUAAUUUUACAGACACACUGUCUACUGUAUUUUGUUUUGUCGAAAUUUGGAAAGUUUACCGACAAAAUGUCCUUUUUCCACCAGACCUGUCGUGGCAUUGUUUUAUCCGACAUGUACUUUACUCACAUGAGAAGGUUGGAUGGAAACCUGGUUACUGGCCCAACCAUAUAUCACUGUCCCAAAUUCCCAACCGUAUAUCACUGUCCCAAAUUCCCAACCGUAUAUCACUGUCCCAAAUUCCCAACCAUAUAUCACUCUCCCAAAUUCCCAACCAUAUAUCACUCUCCCAAAUUCCCAACCGUAUAUCACUCUCCCAAAUUCCCAACCGUAUAUCACUCUCCCAAAUUCCCAACCAUAUAUCACUGUCCCAAAUUCCCAACCGUAUAUCACUGUCACAAAUUCCCAACCGUAUAUCACUGUCCCAAAUUCCCAACCAUAUAUCACUCUCCCAAAUUCCCAACCAUAUAUCACUGUCCCAAAUUCCCAACCAUAUAUCACUCUCCCAAAUUCCCAACCAUAUAUCACUCUCCCAAAUUCCCAACCAUAUAUCACUGGCCUAGUUUCAGACCAGUGUAGACAUUUUCAGAAGGACCAAAGAAGCAAAACAAGUAGUUUUUAGAAUACAGACACCGAACUUCUAUUUUUACUUAGAAAUGCGUCUAUUUUCACUAGAUGUUGAGUUAUUCAUAGAAUGUAAACGCUGAUAUAAAAUGACCACUUGUUUUUUUCAUCAGUUCCAUAGAUUCAACUGAUUUGGAGUGAUAGCAGAGUCACGUUGGAUCACAUCUUUUAAUUUAGCAACUGUUGUGACAGUGAAUAUCAUUUGAUACUCUAUAUCAUGUGCCCUGUAACAAAACAAUCCCUAAUCCAAAAUAACUUGAUGUAUCCCCCAUAGAGAUGUGACGUUGUAUCCCAGUGGGCACUCCAUGUAAUUUAAACGUGGAAAUGUGGGUAAUAUUUGGUUGAGACGUUGAUCAAUGAAAUUUCAACCUUUAUCCACCCACUCAAAAAGUCAGCCAGAAAUGUGUUGCAUUUCCGGUGUGUUAUCACUAUGCAUUCAACCAUCCAAAUGCACAAUCAAAUUCCAAUUUGAAAAACUGUGAUUUCUAGUGUAGUUAUAAUCUAAACGUUAUCACUGCGCUUUGAACCAUUUUAAACCACAAGGUUCAAAUGGGAAUAAAAUGUCAGAUCAUUUGUAUUUAUACAACAAUUUGAUGUGUUAUCACUGCACGACCAAAUGACCUGGAUUGCAGCUGAGACGACAUUAAAAUCACAUAGUACAAAGUGAUCAAUAAUGUUCGAGAUUCUGCACAGAUUAUUAUAGGUAUUGUGAAUAUCUCCACAGACCUGCGGUGUUUGAACAUGCACGCUUUCAAUUAUUACAUAAGACAUUUAUAGUUACUGUAGGCUAACCUCAACAUGUGACCAUGGAUGUGUGUUACUCAUUUUAAAAGAUGUAAUAAAUACUGUUACAUUAGUUUGUAAGAUGCCUUAACUUUAGGCUAUUUACUGUCUUACAAAAGUCAGCCAAAUAUCUACAUUUUAAAGGAUAUCUAAUGCUUGGAUGGUUUCAUCCUAUUCUUAAUCCUAUUCUUUAACUUUUAUUUUUGGUUCAAUUGGAGACGUGAAUCCAACAUAUCAUUUGUUAACUUGUCGUCAAGUUAAUAGGCUAUUUACUGUAUUGCAAACGUGAUAUUGAAUUGUGUUUGGUUGUCAACAUAACCAAAUAUCAACAUUUGAAGGAGAUGUAUCUUUUUUGCCCUGAUUUAGUAUAGCUUUAAUUCCAAUUUGUCUACAAAUUAACAAUUGAUAUGUUGAAUUAAUGUCUCCAUCUCAACCAAUAAUCAAAAUGAAAGGAUGUGACUAAAUCAAAUCAAAGUUUAAGUGCAUUUAAAGUCAGAUGUGAUUUAGUCCUAUUCUUUAACUUAGAUUUUUGGUUGAGAUGAAGACAUGAAUCCAACAUAUCAAUAUUUAAUUUGUAGAUAAACUGGAAUUAAAGCCAGACUAAGUCAGUGGCACAGAUGGAACUAUCCAAUCAGAAGAUAAAUCUCCUUCAAAUGUUGAUAUUUGAUUGCGUUGACAACCAAAUACUAUUCAAUAUCCAGUUUAUCUACAAAUUAAUAAUUGAUAUGUUGGAUUUGCGUCUCCAUCUCAACCAAAAAUCUAAGUUAAAGAAUAGUACUAAAUCUAGUCAAACUUUAAAUGCACUUUACAUAAACUUUGAUGUAGUUAUAUUCAUUCACCUAGUCCUAGUCUGGUCAGUGACAAAUAUCAAAGCUAAGCAGGGCUGGGCUUGGUUAAAACUCUGGAUGGGAAACCAAAUGAAUAGCUGUAUAUAGAUCAACUCUCCAACAGAAGGUGCUGCUGAACCUAUUGUUAUUUUUCUGAUAGUGGAUAUGUCGUUGAAGAUCUGAUGUUGUUUCAAAGGUACAAAUUCAACAUAUUUUACACAAGGUUUGUCUAUGUUGAAAAUUGGUUACACCGAUGACAUAAUCCCGUGGUUGAAAUUCCACCCUCAAAAUAAGUUGACAUUGAUAACUUUUUUUAAAAAUCCAAUAUAUUUUCCACAUAGAUUCCAUGUCACAAAACAUUGACAAAUUUACGUUGAACCAACGUUGAUUCAACCAGUUUAUGCCCAGUGGGAUGUGUGUUCAUAAGGUGCUUACAUGGUAUUUAACUGGUGCUGUUGUGUGUCUGGGAAAUCAAGCAAGCGAUGUGUGUACAAAUGUAAAAUAAUGUUUUGUUUUCACAGCAGUUUGGAUCCAUGUAGUUGGAUGCUAUUUCCAAUGUGUGUCUCUCUGGCAUCCAGUGUUAUUUCUGACCCAUACUGUUACUGUCCCAGUACAACCUCUCUUGCCACAUUUAUCGAGGUGGUUGACUUAUUGCGUUUAUCUCUAGGUUUUGUGCUUUGAGGUGUAUUAAAGUGUGCACAUGUAUUUAAAUUGAAUGAACUUUUUAUGUGUUGACCUCACAUCAGUCAACCAAAAUAAAGGAAGAAAACAGUCA